GACAAGUGUCAAGAAAAAAAACGGAGAAUAAAUCCAAAAUUCCGAUUGUGAAAAAAAACUAAACACUUAUUUUAGGACAAGAAGGUUAGUUUAAAGUUAUAACUUCUUUAGCCAUGGACACAGAAAAUCCUGGAGCAGCAACCGUUGAGGAGUUAACCACCAAGGAGGCAACAGCCGCAAACAACUGGUGCCUGAUUGAAAGCGAUCCGGGUGUCUUCACCGAGAUGAUUAGUGGUUUUGGCUGCACGGGUGCCGAGGUGGAGGAAAUCUGGUCCAUUAAAGCGGACGCCUUCCGUCACCUGGAGCCCAUCCAUGGCCUAAUCUUUCUGUUCAAAUGGUUGGAUGACAAGCCCGCUGGUCGCGUGGUCACGGAUAGAAGUGAUAUCUUCUUUGCUCGCCAGGUGAUACCGAAUGCCUGUGCCACGCAGGCUCUACUCUGCCUGCUGCUCAAUCUACAGCAUGAAGACAUCGAUUUGGGUCAAACUUUGACCGAUUUAAGAAACUUAUGCCAGGAUCUAGAUCCGGAAUGCCGUGGACACCGUUUGGCCAACGAGGAGAAGAUCCGUAAAGUACACAAUUCAUUUGCUCGACCCGAACUCUUCGUGGUUGAAGAGAGCACGGAUUUCAUAGAAGAUGAUUGUUACCACUUUGUGGGCUUUAUGCCAAUAAAAGGCAAACUUUUCGAAUUGGACGGAAUGCAUGAGGGUCCCAUCGAACUGGCCGAUAUCGACCAGCAACAGAACUGGCUGGAUGUGGUCAGACCGAUUAUUGAGGCACGCAUGGAACGCUACAGCGUCGGUGAGAUCCACUUCAAUCUAAUGGCCCUGGUCUCGGAUCGUCAGCGAUGCUACGAGCGGAAGAUCCAAAUGCUGGUCAACCUACCAUCGCAACUAAGCCACGCGGAUCGUCAGGCGGAGAUCGCCAACCUAAGAUCCCAUGUGAGGCACGAGAAGGAGAAGAAGCGUCGCUAUCGCAAGGAGAACAUUCGUCGCCGCCACAAUUAUCUGCCCUUCAUUGUUGAGCUACUAAAGCAGCUGGGCGAGACUGGCCAAUUGAUGGCCAUUUGUGACAAGGCCAAGGAUCGGUCUUAUCUAUGUAAGCCGAGCAAAGAUACAAGGGACCAGCAACCUCAAUAAGCUUAAUAUAGAUCAUGCAUGAUAUCAAACCAAAUGACUCCACUGUUCUGAACUGCACACCAACGAUCAAUCGGAACCGAACCAUACAUUCCACUUUGAUGGAACUAGGAACGGGAUUUAAUAGAUUCCAAGAUAUAUAUUUAAAUAAAUGAAAUAUAAUAU
Molecule: messenger RNA, 1298 nt
Organism: Drosophila melanogaster (fruit fly)
Lineage: Eukaryota; Metazoa; Arthropoda; Insecta; Diptera; Drosophilidae
Gene: Uch-L5R
Product: Uch-L5-related
Exons: 1
Coding region: 114-1136 (340 amino acids)
Biological process (GO): ubiquitin-dependent protein catabolic process; protein deubiquitination
Molecular function (GO): cysteine-type deubiquitinase activity
Source: RefSeq, marked reviewed